AGCGGCACCCGUUCAUUAUACGAUUGUUGGCAUCGAGUACCAGAAGCAAAUAACGAGAGCGCUCGGCAGAAACGAGAAGACGUGUGAAGAAAAAGAAGACCAGGAAAAAAAGAGGAAUAAAAAGGUGACUUUUUUUUGCAAGUUGGAGAAAAAAUCGGCAGCAGCAGCCUGCAGGAGAGGACAAAUUAAAACGCGUGACGCAGCGACACCUUCCCCCGGGGACGAUUAUCCAGAUCCAAAAUUGGUGGCAACCACAAGCGCAGCGCAGGUCGCGGAUCCCCCUCCCCGGCCGCCCAGUUUUGGUGCGUGUGGCCGCCUUCCGGCCAAAAACCACAAGUUUCCUACAACUCGCAAAGCUCUCCGCCGCGGAUGAGUGCAAGCAGCAGCAAACUGUGAUCCUCUGAACAAAUCCCAGAAGCGUUCUGUCGAAUCGAGUAAAACACAAGAAAAAAAAAAUUACAGACUUUAGCCCCUUUUUCUCGACGGUUUUGUGUCGCAGAAGGAGUUUGGCGACGGUUCGACGGACGGUCCGCGCUGUGUGUGAGUCAGCUGUUUUUCUCUCGCGCAACACACAUACACACGCUCACGUUUCAAUUGUACAGAAAAAAAGAAGAAGAAGACUUAUUAAGCGUAAUUACUCAAAGUGCAUGGUGUUGAAAAAAGGGAAGAGAAAAAAAAGUUUUUACAAGUGAUAGCAAAAGACACACAGUGAAACACACAAAGGCGAAAAGAAAAAAAGAAUUUGGUGGGAGGUGAAGAGAGCAAGACUUUUUUAAUUUAUUAUUUAUAUAUUAGCUGUAAAAUACCACAAGUAAAAAUCAAGUUGAAAGUGUGCGCGUCAUUGUGUGCGAGUCAGUUGCGAGCGCGCGGUGGAAUUGGAACGUUAAACAAAUGCUACCGAGAUAACACACACACACAGAGAAGUCUACGAAGAAGCGUAAAACAAGCAAAAAACAAACUCUUAAAAGUAGUGUGAAUAAAUCAAACUUAAGUGUAAGCUACAUUAAACCAUAAGGAGUAAUUUUAAAACGCAAAGCUGAAACACACGAGAGAGAUCGAGCGAAGGAAGAACCAACCAAGUUGUUUUUAUACUAUCAAGAAAAAGAAGAUUCAGUGAAUUUGUAGCCUAAGUGUAAAACAAAACAAAAAACGUAGAAGCAAACUACCAGUAGAGGAUAAGCCAAGCUCUAAAACGCACUCUACUACAAUCACCAUGAUGACUGAAACGCUGAAUUCGAACAACCACCUCGGCCAGAAGGGCGAGAAAGUGGACGACAUGGGAUGGAAAGCCAAACUCAAACUACCGCCCAAAGAUACUAGGAUUAAGACUAGUGAUGUAACGGAUACUCGAGGCAACGAGUUUGAGGAGUUUUGCCUGAAGCGCGAGCUGCUGAUGGGCAUCUUCGAGAAGGGAUGGGAGAAGCCCUCACCGAUCCAGGAGGCGGCCAUCCCGAUCGCACUAGUGGGUAAGGACAUUUUGGCGCGGGCCAAGAACGGUACCGGCAAGACGGGCGCGUACAGCAUCCCUGUACUAGAGCAGAUCGAUCCGACCAAGGAUUACAUCCAGGCGCUGAUCAUCGUGCCGACGCGCGAGCUGGCACUGCAAACGUCACAGAUUUGCAUCGAACUCGCGAAGCACAUGCAUAUCCGGGUGAUGGUGACCACCGGUGGUACCAACCUCAAGGAUGAUAUUAUGAGAAUAUAUCAGAAAGUUCAAGUGAUCAUCGCCACGCCCGGCCGUAUACUGGACCUGAUGGACAAGGAGGUGGCGAAUAUGGCCAACUGCCGUAUGUUAGUAUUAGACGAAGCGGACAAGCUGCUGUCGCAAGACUUCAAGGGCAUGCUGGAUCAUGUCAUUAUGAAAUUGCCAAAAGAGCGCCAGAUUUUGCUGUUCUCGGCGACAUUCCCACUGAGCGUGAAGAACUUCAUGGAGAAGCACCUGCGCGAGCCAUACGAGAUCAACCUGAUGGAGGAGCUCACCCUCAAGGGUGUCACCCAGUACUACGCGUUCGUGCAGGAGCGGCAGAAGGUGCACUGCCUCAACACGCUCUUCUCCAAGCUCCAGAUCAACCAGUCGAUCAUCUUCUGCAAUUCGACACAGCGUGUCGAACUGCUGGCGAAAAAGAUCACCGAGCUCGGCUACUGCUGCUACUACAUCCACGCCAAGAUGCAGCAGGCGCACCGGAACCGCGUGUUCCACGACUUCCGGUCCGGGCUGUGCCGGAACCUCGUCUGCUCCGAUCUCUUCACGCGCGGUAUCGACGUGCAGGCUGUGAACGUUGUGAUUAACUUUGAUUUCCCCAAGAUGGCGGAGACCUAUCUGCACAGAAUCGGCAGAUCCGGCCGUUUCGGACACCUCGGUAUCGCCAUCAACCUAAUCACCUACGAAGAUCGGUUCGAUCUUCACCGCAUCGAGAAGGAGCUCGGCACCGAGAUCAAGCCCAUCCCCAAGGUGAUCGAUCCGGCCCUGUACGUGCCCCGGCCGGAUGACCCGAACAGCACACAGGAGGAGCAAAACAUUAGCAAAUAAGUCUACCAACUCCCCUCGCCCCGAACUUCUCCAUACAAUUACAUAAACAACAACAGCAACAACAACACACAUCCCUAGAAUAAACAGCAGUGCGCGCGCAGAACGAGAGUGCCGCCCCACGGAUCCUCCGCAACAGCAGCAACAUCAAGAACAACAGGAACACGAACAAGAAACGUCCAGCCGCGGCUGCCCCGAAGAUUUUUUAACCCUCGACCAGAGGAGGAGCGCGCGUCGACGCGCGCGCCGAACAAACGCAGCAAGAGAGACACAGAGUCGUUUUCGGACCGGGGCAGAUCGCUGUGGGGUCACGGCGGUUCCGUGCGCGCGCUGUAAUACACACACACAGUUACACAAGGAUUUAAUUACUAGCGAGAGAGAGAGAGAAAUGGAGUCUUCAAAUUAUUACAGAGAAAUUUUGUUCAAGGAAGCAAGGGUGAAACCAACUUUUUAAAGAUCGUUCUAUGAGAAAGAGAGAAGCAGCCUCAGCGGCAGUUAUCGAUGAAUUUGAGCAACCGGAAGAACCCUUGAACAAGCUGCGCGUGCGCGCGCGACGAGUGAGUGCGGAAGACCAGUGCGUGGAGAUCGAGUGCACGAGGAGAUUUAGGAAUGAACGUCGAUCGCGUGGAUGGGAAGCAGAACAGAAGAGGAAAUCAUCGCGUUGUGUGCGCGCGAGCAAGGACUAGAAUAACACAACAUCAACACACGUAACUUUUUUAUCUGAUUAAGGAGAAGCAACAAGGUAGGAUCGCUGAGGAAUAUGCGCGCGCGCGUCCUCGGGAAGGGCGAACCCUAAAGAGACGGUUCUUGUAAAUAGACACACACACACACUUUUUUCGUGGGAAAAAUUGAGGUGAAAUCAAAGAGGUCCUUUGCAGAAUAAUAACAACACUAAGAAAAGGCAAACAGGUUCGUCCAAAGUGGCGCGCGUGCGCGAAGCGAAAAACUGCAGGACUUUAUUAGUUAUUUAGUGGAACAACAACCAAAACACACACACCUUCUGCAUUCAUCUGCACCGCCGCGGAAACUCGGAGCGAGUAGUAGUACUGGGAACACUGCAAAUAUAAACACAGAGAGAGAGAGAGAUAGAUUUUUUCUACGCGGCCAGAAAGCGCGCAACGCCAGCAACAAAACGGUGGGAAUGAGGUUUUUUUACAGCAAACGAAAUAAAGGAAACUUGAAAGUUUACACUCUAGAGAAGAGGAGAAAUGUUUUAGAACAAACAAACAAAAACACGAAAGAGAGCAAGACUUGCGCGCGCAAUGUCCCCGGAUUGACUCUCGCUUGUGGUUUCCAAGCAUCGUCGUCCAACUCACGGUACUAGAUGUUUCAGACUUUGUUUUUCCAUCAAUUGUGUUAGUUUUCCGUUCUCACUAAAAUUGUUAGCAAUGUUUUCAUUGAGCGUUUGCCAACACUAAAUUUAGUUUUGGUUCUACUCAGAGUAAAAGAGAUGAAAGCUGGGCGCUCGAUCGGGAAGAAUCGCAAAGGUCAGAACUCAACAUCUGGUCAAUUCGUGAAAUUUUAGGGCGAUUUGACCGAUCGGCGCAAGUUUCGUCUAUUCCACACACACUUCUUUAGUCCAGAGUCUAAUUUGGUUAAUUUUGUUCAAUGGUAGCGUGUUGGCCGAAUGAUUCGAUCCUGUUUCAUGCGAGCAAAUCAAGCGCACUUCAGCUUGGCUGAAGCAUUUAACACUUCAAAUGCGCGUGUCGCGCCGGAAAUAGGAACAAAUCUUUCGCCCAAAACAGCACACAUAAUUUCGUCUAGCCUAAUAAAGAAGAAGAUAAAUUGUUCACGCAAAAGUGCGCUGCUGCAAAGGGGAUCGCGUUGUUCGCGUUACUUUUAUAAUUUGGGGUUUUGGGAAAUUUAAACGAUUUCUUUGACGGAACAGGUAAACUUUGCAGUAUCGCGUUUUUCUAGGACAAUUCUUAGCGCGAAGAAUGGAGAGAAGGGCGGUGACUCUUCGUUUAAGAAGAGGAGAGAGCGCUCUUGAAAGAACACAAAACGAACGCAAAACGCAAUCAACUAGUUCGUUUUGUCGCCGUUGGCGACAUUCCGUUGAUAAAAUCUGAGAUUUUUGAACUCUGAUCACCCUAAUUUGAAUGGAAGUCCAUUUUCGAUCUUUUGAGAAAUGCCAACUUUUGAGUUGAUUCAGAAUUUCUGGUUGAAGGUCAAAGGUAGAUUUCCUUCAGCGUAACAAAACAAAUCUUUCCGAGGGUGAAAAGUGAUAAAAUCGCAGAUUUGUCGAUUAGUAAAAUUAGUUUGCCUCAAGAAAGGCAGAGCAGGAGAGAAGCAGGUCUAAGCGUCUUGGGCGGAUUUUAAACGGCGCUGCCAACAGGGAAACAAGUUGUUCAAAUUUGUGUAACUCGUCACACAUACACGCACGCAACAUCCCGCCAAAUGACGAACCUCAGAAUCUCCGGUACGCAAAUUUGAACCGGCAGCCCGUUGGGUUUCCCCCUAAGACGCGCAUUAGACGAGUCCAAAAAAACAACAUCCAGCAGAAGAAGACAAAAAUUGGACACAAAACAACAACCAAACAUGUGAAUUCAGGCAUAAAAAACGAAUUGUGAUCUCUAUCAAUAACUGAAACAAACAAAAAAGAAGAAGAAGAUAAACUAACGCCGAGGAGAGUUGAUUUGUUAAACUUUCCUCCUCCGAUUUUGUUUUGUUGCGCAGUCGCGCACACCCCUUCCAGUCUCUGUUAGUUUCCGUCUAUUUUUUCUUAUAAGUGCAAUCUCUAGUUUUGUAUCUUCAGUAUUUUGGACAGACACGACACUGACUGCCACACACGGUUCGUACUAAAACAAAAAGAGUAAAAGAGUUUUUAUUGCAUUAGUGUCGUACAAGAGUCGGCAGGCUAGCAUUUGUCUCGUACAUUUUAUUGGUUCUGAAAGUCAUUCUUUUUAACUUUACUACACUAACAGAGGAAGUGAGACAGAGAGAGAGAGAGAAAACAAUUACUUCAGAGUACCUGUUAUUUACACGAAAAACAAAAUCAAGCCGUUAGAAAAUACCAACUAAUAAAAACGGCAAUUUAGUAAAAACAACAGAAAUCAAGGGUCGUAGCACAACACCUUAAAGCGUGCCCUGAAAACUGUCAACCACGCGGAGAUUCGCCACAAAUCAAAGCCAAGUUUAAUCCUUCCAAAUGACGUAAAUCGUCGCGUAACCGCGCGUUCCAAGCAGUAGAAUUUCAAAUUCCCCCCUUUAAAGAAAAAACGUUUGGUCCCGCGUGACCAACACCAUAGAGUUAACAAUGCAGUGGAAUCAAUCAGUCCAAACCAACAACAACAACUCUUCAAACGAAUACCCCCCUCAUUCUUGUCAUUUUGCCCCGGGAUAGCAGUUUUGAUUGGCUUUGAUUUGUGUGAGAAAAAAUAAAACAACAUCAACAAAAAAAAAAAGAUCGUUUUGACAAAACUAGUUCUAAAUCUAUUUCUUAUAAUUUCAAGUAGAAAAGUAAGGGAAACAAAUUAACAUGGAAGAAGAAAAAACCGGAAGAAAAACUAGUGAUGUGAGAAAUACGCGAAAUUACCGUACCUGAUAUUUGUUAUUGUGAGGAAUAUGUUUAGAAAAGAUUUUAGAGCAACGCAAAAAAAAACAACAAAAAAAAAUAAAACUGCUAUCAAACCAA
Molecule: messenger RNA, 6161 nt
Organism: Culex quinquefasciatus (southern house mosquito)
Lineage: Eukaryota; Metazoa; Arthropoda; Insecta; Diptera; Culicidae
Gene: me31B
Product: ATP-dependent RNA helicase me31b
Exons: 6
Coding region: 1214-2530 (438 amino acids)
Biological process (GO): cytoplasmic stress granule assembly; P-body assembly
Cellular component (GO): P-body; cytoplasmic stress granule
Molecular function (GO): RNA helicase activity; mRNA binding; ATP binding
Source: RefSeq, a predicted model, not a curated record